Messenger RNA from Syngnathus acus (greater pipefish), 1605 nucleotides. RefSeq names its product RD3 domain-containing protein. The coding region runs from base 117 to 800 and encodes 227 amino acids. The record is from RefSeq and is a predicted model, not a curated record. The transcript has 3 exons. NCBI's taxonomy places the organism in Eukaryota, Metazoa, Chordata, Actinopteri, Syngnathiformes, Syngnathidae.
CAGCAGGAGAGAGGCAUCCGGGUGAGGAGCUUCAUGGAAGCCUGCCAGCUGUCACGCUGCUAGCGAGUGGAAUUCAGUUGGGAACACUGGGUAGUGAUUGGCAGGUUGAUGAGUGAAUGCAAGCCAUCUUCUCCCUGGAGCCCAAAGUGCCAGGCCAGCGCACCAGCGAGGAGCUGGUUACCAACACGCUGAUGCUGGAGCUGGGCGCUAUGGUGAAGCGCACCGAGCGCAUCCGCCUGGAACGGGCCUGCGAGAGUCGGCGGCGCCACCGUAGCAACAUUUGCAAUUCUACGGCGGCGGCGGAUUACAGCUGGCUGGCCAGCACGCCCAACCCGCAACCUUACCAACUGACGCCCAAUGACUUGCUGGAGUUGCAGGAUCUCUGCGCCAAGGUGCCGCCCGCCCAGUGCGGUCCUGUCAUUGCCAGAUUCAGGAGGCUGGUGUCCCAGAUGGAGCCGGAAGUCUAUGAGCUGCCUCGUCUCUUUCGCUCAGCGCUUCGUGACUGCCUGGAAGAGAUCACAGGAGAAGGAGGAGUGCAAAACAACAUGCUGAUGAAGCAGCAGCGCAGCAAGAGCCUCUCCUUCGUCACAUUCCGCAGCAAGUUCAGAACCGGCUACUUUUCCAUGAGGAGCGGCCUGAGAGGCUCCAGGAGCGACCUGCAGCAGGUGGAUUGGUCGGAUGAGGAGCAGGAAGAUGACCGAGAGGAACGGGAGAAAGAGGCCAUCAGGGCUCGUGUCAGGACCAGGAGGAGUAGGAGCAUGCCGGAGAUCGCACCUUUGGAACAAAGUGCACAAGGAUGAGGAUGAUGAAGAUGAGGAAAAUGAAGAUAGGAUCAAAACUGGUUAGGGUCUGUAAGUAGGUUAUGAUUAGGUUAGGGUCAGACAAUUCUAAAAACACACAGUGUGUGUAGGACUCUAGAUGUGUGAAGAAAUAAGACGCGUAGCAGGUUUUAUAUUUAUGAAUAAUUGGCACUUACCAUUACAUUUUUACUACUUUUUUUUUUAAACCAGAGAAGUAAACCUUUUUAAAUGAUUUUUUUGCACUGAUUAGGAAUCUGCCAUUUCUUUCUCUAGCAUGGCAAGUUUGUAUGAUAAUAAUGUAUUAAAACAAUAUUUAUGAAUUAAGGGUUAGGUUCAGCAACAGGUGUAUUUGUUUUUCUGAAAGAUAGCUAUAAAUUGCAACAAGUGGUCAAAUCAAACAAUGUUCUUUUUUUUUUUAAAAGUAUAUCUCAAAACUUUUUUAAAGUAGUCUCAAAUAUACUUUUUGAGACACAGCCAUUUCUGAUUAAAAUUUGCUGUUGAUCAGGAUCUGAUCAUAUGAAAUGUUUAGUCAGUCACAACAAAGCUUUUAAUUUGUAAUAUUUUAUUAGAAUAAACAGUCCCAAAAAUGUAUGGGUUCAUAUCUAUAAAGACAAUUUUACCGCAAUAAAAUUUUGCUGUGUCGUGUAAGCAACUUUGGAAUCCAGUAUCAUCAUUUCUGCUUAGUCAGGUUUUUCAAUUGAAUAAAACUUAAUACUUGGCAGCUAAGUUUCAUUACAACUAAAAUAACAAAAUCAUGUGUGGUAAUUAGAAAGGCAUUACCUGUCUAAUUAUAUCAAAGCUGACU